Molecule: messenger RNA, 1947 nt
Organism: Diaporthe citri
Lineage: Eukaryota; Fungi; Ascomycota; Sordariomycetes; Diaporthales; Diaporthaceae
Exons: 5
Coding region: 1-1947 (648 amino acids)
Biological process (GO): amino acid transmembrane export from vacuole
Source: RefSeq, a predicted model, not a curated record
AUGGCCCCGAGGAAUGAGGAUUCACGCCCUCCACCGCUGCCGCGCCUGUACUCGAGACAGUCCCACGUUUCCAAGCGAUCGUUCCUCUCACACUCAUCUUCUUUCGAGGCCGAUGACGAGCGCUCCGCCAGCAUCUCCCCUACCUCCGAGGACAUGGACCGCCACUCCGACUCCGAGCCCAAUCACAGCCCGGACCCUCCCUCGCCACCAAUCCGCUAUGCCGGAGAGGACACCAGGCAAACGAGCCCCAAGGAGCUGAGGGGAUGGUAUAUGUAUGCUUUCGCGGCUGAGACCUACGUCAUUUGUGCAAUUGGCUCAUUCAUCCCCAUCCUGCUCGAGAGUCUCGCUCGGGAGAAUGGCGUCCAGCUCAAGAACGGAAAGCCAUGCGGACCCAGCAAUGAGAAGAGUGACGAUGACACCCAGUGCGUCGUGCACGUCCUGGGCCUCGAGAUCAACACCGCAAGCUUCGCCAUGUACACGUUCAGCGCCAGCGUGCUGCUGCAGGCCCUGCUCGUAGUGAGCAUCAGCUCGUUCGCGGACCACGGCCAGUACCGAAAGAAGCUCCUCCUGGCCUUUGCCUGGCUCGGCAGCUUCUGUGUCAUGCUGUACAUAUUCCUCACCAAGGAAACGUACGUCUUUGGCGCCGUGCUGGCCAUAGUCAGCAACGUCUCCUUUGGGGCAUCUUUUGUCCUGUUGAACAGCUUUCUCCCUCUUCUCGUCCGGUACCACCCCAAGGUGCUGUAUGCGGAGGGCACCUUAACUCCUGAUCUCGCCGCGCCGAACGAAUCGCAGCGGCUGGAGCACCCACAAGAUGACGAGGAGAACGAGACCUUGCGUGACAGUAGCUCGAGCACCGCAUUGCUAGUCGACGAGGGCCCGCACAGGUUGCGGAAGGUCCUCACCCACGAGGACCAGACUUCGAUGGAGCUCGCGCUGUCGACCGAGAUAUCCGCCAAGGGGAUAGGGAUAGGCUACGCGGGCGGGACUGUUCCUGCAAUGAGGAGCUCGACCUGGUCCCUGCGCGUCGUCCUGUGCAUGAUCGGAUUAUGGUGGGCCUUCUUCACCAUCCCCGCCGCGCUGUGGCUGCGGCCCAGGCCGGGGCCCCCGCUGCCGGCGCAGAAGAGCCGGAAGGGAGUCAGGGCAUUCGUCGCGUACACGCUCUACGCCUGGAAGUCGCUUUUCAAGACAAUAUCGCUGGCGCGGCGGCUCCUGGACAUCAUGCUGUUCCUCGCGGCGUGGUUCCUGCUCUCGGAUGCUAUAGCCACCACCUCGUCGACCGCCAUCCUGUUCGCCAAGACGACGCUGCAGAUGGAGCCAUGGUCGCUGGGGCUCAUCGGCGUCAUCUCCACGACCUUCGGCAUCGCAGGCGCACUCUCGUGGUCCUACAUCUCUCGGCGGUUCAGCCUCAAGCCACACCAGACCCUCCUCAGCUGCGUCGCGCUGUUCGAGCUCAUCCCGCUCUACGGCCUUCUGGGCUACCUGCCCUUCGUCCGGGGCUGGGGCGUCCUGGGCCUGCAGCAGCCGUGGGAGAUGUUCCCGCUGGCCGGCGUGUACGGCUUCGUGCUGGGCGGGCUCAGCAGCUACUGCCGCGCCCUGUACGGCGAGCUCAUCCCGCCCGGGUCCGAGGCCGCCUUCUACGCCCUCUACGCCAUCACCGACAAGGGCUCGAGCGUGUUCGGCCCCUUCAUCGUCGCAUCCAUCAUCGACGCCACGGGGGAGAUCCGCCCGGCCUUCUGGUUCCUCGCCUGCCUCGUCGGCCUCCCCGCCCCGCUCAUCUACUUCGUCAACGCCGAGCGCGGGAAGCUCGAGGCCGAGAGGCUGGCCGCCGUCAUCGAGGGGUACAAGGCCGAGCAGGGUGACACCGACGACGGGAGGGGGGAGUCCGGGCACGGUGAGGGCCAGGCAAUGCUGGGCCAUGAUGGCGAUGUUGAACCUCGCGGGAGCUGA